Fopius arisanus is the source of this 1283-nucleotide messenger RNA. RefSeq names its product GPN-loop GTPase 1. Gene Ontology annotation, molecular function: GTPase activity. The transcript is spliced from 2 exons. Lineage: Eukaryota; Metazoa; Arthropoda; Insecta; Hymenoptera; Braconidae. The record is from RefSeq and is a predicted model, not a curated record. Bases 13 to 1206 code for a protein of 397 amino acids.
UUAUAUUUUAAAAUGUCUGCUGGAACAUCCAGUGAAAAUACCGAAAGCAAAAGUGAAUCGAUGGACACAUCGGAGCCACAGACAAACACAGGAUCCACUCGAAGAGAUGAUGAAUCAAAGAAAUCGUCGAGGAAAAAUCCUGUCUGCAUUAUUGUCCUGGGUAUGGCUGGCUCUGGAAAAACAACUUUUGUUCAGAAAAUCGUGUCAACGUUGUAUGAGAAGGGAAAACCUUACGUUGUUAAUUUAGAUCCGGCUUGUAAGGAGGUGCCCUAUCCCACAAAUAUAGAUAUUCGGGAUACAGUGAAUUAUAAGGAAGUGAUGAAACAAUAUCGUCUGGGUCCUAACGGUGGUAUCGUCACAACCCUCAACCUGUUCUCCACGAAAUUCGACAAAGUCGUUGAUCUGAUUGAUAAAGCUGGGGAUGAGCAUGAGUACGUUGUGCUGGAUACACCUGGACAAAUCGAGGUGUUCACAUGGUCUGCCAGUGGGACGAUUAUCACUGAAGCCCUUGCCUCCCAGUUCCCAACGAUUGUUGUGUAUGUAUUGGAUACUGUGAGGAGUGUCAGUCCAGCUACAUUCAUGUCGAACAUGUUGUAUGCCUGCUCUAUUCUGUAUAAAACCAAAUUGCCCUUCAUUGUCGUCAUGAACAAGAUUGACAUUGUUGAACAUAGUUAUGCAGUCGAGUGGAUGCAGGAUUUCGAAGCAUUUCAAGAAGCUCUCGAUUCAGAGACAACGUACAUAAGUAAUUUAACAAGAUCUAUGGCACUGACUCUCGACGAAUUUUAUUCUCACCUAAAAAGUUGUGGGGUAUCUGCAAAAACUGGAGUGGGAAUACCGGAAUUCUUCAAACUAGUGGAAGAAGCUGUCCACGAAUAUGAAACAGUUUAUAGAACGGACUGGGAGAAACUGAGGGCUGAGCGAGCCUCAGAGAUUGAUAACCGAAAAUCAAAAAUAAACGAAGCGGUAUCUAACGCCCAAACAGCUGGAAUAACCACAGUCUCCAGUGGACAGGAUAUCGCUGAUGUCUACCUCAAAGCCGCUGGUGAUGAUUCCAGUCCAGAUGAGGACGAGGAGGUCCCAGAGGAUUUAGAUGACGAAGACAGGACAGCUGAGUCAUUCAAACAAUUCCUAAAUCGACAUAAACAAGAGCAAAUUAAACGUGCGGAGAGACAAAAAACUGACGCCGACUCAGCUCAAGGCUCAUAACAAUGGAAAUAGUUCUAAAUUAUGAAAAGACGAGGGAAAUUAAUUUUUUAUUGAUUAAAAUAUAUUUUUUUCUUUUA